AUGGCUGCUUCGGCGGCAACGGCGAGUUCUUCCCCCGGUUUGUGUCCAAAUUACGCCGUGAUUUGCUCUUUCCUGGAGCGCUACGGAGCCCUGUUGGACUUACCGGAGCUCACUUUCCCGCAGCUGGAGAGAUAUCUUCGGGAUACAUCUUCAGGUGAAGCCGUUCCAAAGCUGCUUGUUGAUCUUCACGUAAAGUUGCUGAGGAAGAUCGGCAAGUCUGUGUCAGCCGACAGAUGGGAGAAAUAUCUACUGAAGGUAUGUCAAGAGUUGAACACGACCUGGGCAUGGGAGCUCGAGCAGAAAGGAUACAAGGAGCUUUCAACAGAGUGCAAGACGGGGUUACUUAAAUAUUUGUGUGAGUGUCAGUUCGAUGACAACGUUAAGUUCAAAACGGCCAUCAACGAGGAGGACCCGGAUAAGAUGCGCCUGCAGCCGAUCGGCCGCGACAAAGACGGGCAGAUGUACUGGUUCCAGCUCGACCAGAGCGACAACGUGAGGCUAUACAUCGAGGAGCAGGACGAUCUGGACGGGUCCUCCUGGAAGUGCAUCGUCAAAGACAGGAGCGACCUGGCGGAGGUCGUCGCUCUGCUGAAAACACAGAUCGACCCGGCGCUGCUAAAGAGAGAUGAAGAAAAUAAAGCUGCCGCUGAAGAGGGGAAGGAGAAAACAGACGGUGAAGUCAAAAAGAUCGAGGACUCAUCCGAUGAAGAUAUCAAAGACAACAAGGCUGCCGGUCCGGUGUCACCGAAGACAGAGAACGAUGAGAAAGCGACAGAGAAAGACGACUUUAAAUCGGAAACAUCUCUGAACGGCCUCAUUGAAGGCAAACCUGAAGCGAAGUUGACUUCAGAAAAGCCUCCGACAGAUCUCAGCAUCAUUACAAAAGUCCAGAAUAUCAAAGAGGAGCCGAUGGAGGUGUCGGACACGAAAUCAAGCUGUACAGAAACAAGAGAACCUGCCUCCGAGGCGACUUGUUUAUCAGUGAAGGCAGAGAAAGGAGAGGAGGCGAAGAAAACCGAGGAGAUUCAAAUAGCUCUGAAGAACGACCAACAGGCUAAAAUCCCCCUGAAAAAAAGAGGAAUGAAGUUCACCGAAGACUUUGAGAAAAGCAGUGGAAUUAUAGUUCAAAACCCGUCUGUUUCUCAGCUCAAAGAAGCUCCUAAAGCGGACUCGACUCCAGAUCCAACUAAGGGGCAGAGUGUCAACGAUCAUGUUAACGGGGAUGUUGCGUCGGAGAAAAACCAGAUGUGCGAGUCGCUUAAAGACGCAGUCGUGGAUAAAGAGCAGAACGUUGAACCGGCUGCUGCUAAACCUGCAGAAAAGAGGGAGAAUGACUCUCUACCUGCAGAUCAUAAAGGAGGAGACAGCAGUGCAGAGAUGUCAGAGGUAGCAUCAAAGCAAGCAGACUCUGGCCAGAAAACUCCAGACCCACAGGUAGAGACAGAAAGCACUGCUUCUAAAGAAAAAGCAGGAGCAGCAUCUUUACCUAAAGACGUAAACAAUGCAUCUGAGAAACCGUCUAAUCAUAAAGAGCAGGAACGGCUAAAAGACUCGUCAACUAGCAAAGACUUGUGUGACGUAGACAAGACGUUAAAGGAAACAGAUAAAACAAAAAGGACCGGUGAAUCAGAGAAAGACGCAUCGAGAUCAAAGGAGUCGGAGGAAAAAGCAGCCAGUGUUGACACAUCAAAGUCAAGUAAGGCCGAGGAAACCAAAACGAAGCAAACGGAAAGGAGGGGGGAUAAAGAAAAGGAGACUUGUGAUGCUAAUGUAGAGAAAUCGGAUAAAUCAGAGGAGAAAGAGAAGCCAGGAGUCAUCAAAUCGUCAGAGAAAGAUCCUGCAAAGAAACCAGCUGAAUCUGAAAAGGCUGCAACUUCUGUUGGGAAAAAUACAGACAAACUAAAAGAGAGGGAUCAUGCAGAGGCCACAACAAGUCCUAAAAAGGCAGAAAUGAGAGACAAAUCAGACACUAGAGAUAACGUGGAGUCUCCUGUUAUUAAAAAGCUAGACAAACCAUGUAAACCUGACGAAAAGCAAGAUAAAGAUGGAGAGAAGAAGCCACAGAAAGCCUCUGAGACUGACGCAGAAAAGCCUAAAAAGCCUGAAGACGUGAAGAAAACUGUAAACUGUGAAGACGGUACGAUGCACGAUGUCUCCAAGAUAAGCGGCUCCACGCCGGAGCCCACGGAGGAGGAAGCAGUGGCCGUAAAACCAGAUGUGACAAAGCCUCAGGUGGACGAUAAAACUGAGAUUAACUCAGUUGCAUGCAAGGAGAAGAAAGGGGAAACGUCUGAAGGGAAAGAUAAACUAUCCAGUGUUGCAGAGAAUAAUGUCUCUCAAGAAACCGAUAAAAAACCUGAGAGGACAGACACGGAUAAGGGAAAGAUGUCUGAAGAGAAGGCUAAGAAAAUGGAGGCUGAGUGUCCGUCGUCAGGAAGUAAAAAGGAUGCAGACUUGGGAAAGGAAACUGAAUCAGGAAAGAAAAAGGACACAGACAAAGAAAUGAAAAAAGACACAGACUUGAAAAAGAAAGAGAACACAGAAAAGAAAAAGGAUUCAGACGUAGAAAAUAAGAUAGAAUCCGAAAAGAAGAAGGACACAGAAACCGGAAAGAAAGAGGACACAGAUGUGGAAAAGAUAAAGGUCAAAGAGUCCGAAAAGAAAAGGGACUCAAAUAUGGAAAAGAAAGAAAACACAGAAAAGAAAAAGGACACCAACGCUGGCAAGAAACCGGAAACCGAAAAUAAAAAGGACACAGAAUCCGAAAAGAAAAAGGAGACUGACGCAGACAAGAGAAACAAAAUAGAUUCAGCAAAGAAAGCGGACACAGACUCAGAGAAGAAGAGGGACACAGACUCAGAGAAGAAGAGGGACACAGACUCAGAGAAGAAGAGGGACACAGACUCAGAGAAGAAGAAGGACACAGACUUGGAGAAGAAGAGGGACACAGACUUGGAGAAGAAGAGGGACACAGACUUGGAGAAGAAGAAGGACACAGACUUGGAGAAGAAGAGGGACACAGACUUGGAGAAGAAGAAGGACACAGACUUAGAGAAGAAGAGGGACACAGACUUGGAGAAGAAGAAGAAGGACACAGACUUGGAGAAGAAGAAGGACACAGACUUAGAGACAGACUUAAGAAGAGAAGACACAGACUUGAGAAGAAAGGACACAGACUUGGAGAAGAAGAAGGACACAGACUUGGAGAAGAAGAGGGACACAGACUUGGAGAAGAAGAAGGACACAGACUUAGAGAAGAAGAAGGACACAGACUUGGAGAAGAAGAAGGACACAGACUUGGAGAAGAAGAGGGACACAGACUUAGAGAAGAAGAAGGACACAGACUUAGAGAAGAAGAAGGACACAGACUUAGAGAAGAAGAAGGACACAGACUUGGAGAAGAAGAAAGACACAGACUUGGAGAAGAAGAAGGACACAGACUUGGAGAAGAAGAGGGACACAGAUUCAGGAAAGAAAAAGGACAAAGAAUUGGAAACGGACAAAGAAAAUAAUACUAUCACGGAAAGGAAAAAGGACACCAAUAAAGAAAAGAAAGAGGAGAAGGAGAAGCCUCAAAAGGACAGUGAGAAGCAGCUGUGUCAAGAUAAAGAAGAGGAUUCAAAAACUGAUGAAACCAAGGAGGAGAAACAAGCUAAUAAAGAAAAUGAAACCUCAACAGUGACGGAGGAGUCUGUUCCCGAAGACGACGGCAAAUCCUCGACAGAAAAGGAGAAAGCCGGCGACCCGAGCAAAGAACCGGAUACAGAAAAGCCGGCUGAUGAAGAGGAUGACGAGGACUCUGCCCCAAAAAAAGAGGUGGCGAACGGCAGGGGGACUCCAGCUUCCCGUCGGAGAUUGAAACGCCCGGUGCACCGGAGGAAAGCAGCGCUCCAGAGAGAGGAUAGGCAGGACUCUGAGUCGGAUACAAACACCGGGAUGUCCCUCCGGAGGUCUCCCAGGAUCUCCAGACCCACAAGUAAGGCAGUAGAGAUCCAGGACAAGAAGCCAGAGAAAUCUGCUCCAAAGGCCGACAAGAGCGAGGAGGACAAGGGAGAGAAAGAAAAAGACGAGGAGGAGGAGGAGGAAGAAGAGGAGGAGGAAGAGGAGAAAGCUGUUCAGAAGAAACCGAGAGAGAAGAAAACGGAGCAGGAGGGUCAGACCAAACCGAAGGGGAGAAAGAGGCGGAGGGUCCGGUGGUCCAACACGAGAACACGCCGCAAAAAGAAAGGUUCCGAAGACGAAGAGGACAACAGCGAGGAGGAGUCCAGCGCCGAAGAGGAAACGGAGGAAGAGGACGACAGCGACGAAGACUACAAGGUGGAGCGACGCAAGCGGAGGCACAAUCGCAACCGAGAGAGGCGGAGCUCGGACUCCUCGACCUCCACGGACGACGACCUGCCUCCCAACGACGACCCCUGCAAACACUGCGGGCUCCCAAACCAACCGGAGCUGAUCCUUCUGUGUGAUUCGUGUGACAGCGGUUACCACACGGCCUGUCUGAGGCCACCGCUCAUGAUCAUCCCCGACGGAGAGUGGUUCUGUCCGCCCUGUCAACACAAGCUGCUCUGUGAGAAGCUGGAGGAGCAGCUCCUAAACCUCGACGCUGCUCUGAAGAAGAAGGAACGGGCGGAGAGAAGGAAAGAGCGUCUCAUUUACGUUGGGAUCAGUCUGGAAAACAUCAUCACGCCUGCAGUAAGUACCGUGGAGGAGGAGAAGCCGGAGAUCAUCAUCAAAGAGAAGAAGGAAACGAAGAAGAGCAAGAGCUGGGGACGAAGAUCUACGAGGAAUAAGAAGUCCAUCAGCUACAGAUUCGAUGAAUUCGACGAGGCCAUCGAGGAGGCCAUCGAGGAAGACAUCAAAGAGGCGGAGGGCGGAGGAGCGGGCCGGGGGAAAGACAUGGCGAACAUCACGGGGCUCAGAGGGAAGGACAUGUCUGUCAUCCUGCAGGCGGACGAGGGGAAGGAGAACGGACAACCGGCCCGACCCCCCGCCGGGCAGCGCAGGAAAAAACGCCGGCGACUCAACGACCUGGACAGCGACAGCACCGUGGACGAGGAGGAGAGUGAGGACGAGUUUCGCAUCAGUGAGAGCUCAGAGGAGGAGUUCGUGGUGUCAGAAAACGGCUCGGAGGCGGAGUCGGAGGCGGAGUCUAACAGCAGCGGCGGGAAACAUCAAUCCUCCUCACGGCGCAGGAAACCUCCGACGCAACGACGAAGCGCCAGGAAGAGACGAAGACCGAAGGGAUACUCGGACGACGAGGAGGAGGAGUCGGACGAGGAGGAUGAAGAAGAAAUAGCGACGGAGGGCUCGAGCGAGUACAGCGACAGCGAUCUGGACGUGAGUCGGCGGCGCUCUCGGAGGAGCAAGAAGGCUCAGGUGAACUACAGAGAGACGUCCGAGUCCGAGGGCUCUCAGGUGGAAACAAACCGAGCCAAAAUGAAACCAAGACACCGCAUGGACAGCUCCAGCAGUGAGGCGAGUUUCUCCAAAGACUCAGAGGAGGAGACGAAGGAGCGUCGGACGAAGAAGAGAGGCGACUCCUCGGAGGAGGAAGGCUCCCGGCAGCGGCGCAGGCGUCUCGCUUUGAAGCGCAGACGAGCCUCCGAGAACGACGAGUCGGAUGACGACUCUGACGGAUCGUCGUCGGAAGAGGAUCGUCCCAUCCGGAAACGCGUGAACCGCAUCGAUUCAGACGAUGAGGAAGAGGAGGAGGAGAAGGAGAAACCGAAGGAGAAGAAAGCAGACGAGGAGACAAAGGGAACAGGGGACAGCAAUCCAGGGGAUUUGCCGGCUACAAACGGACAGAGCACGACAAAAACCAUCGUCCCGCAACCGGAGGCUCCUAAAAAUAUCGCCGCCAUCGCUCCAAACGGACAGGAAGUGCCGCCUCAGGAGGAAGACGAGGACGACCUGUUAGGAGUCACGGACCUCGUGGACUACGUCUGCAAUAGCGAAGAUUUGUAAAAAAAGAAAAGAAAAAGGUGUACUGUUUCAUUUUUUGUGGUAUUGUAUUUUUAUAUUUAACUUUAUUAUUCCCGCCAACACCAACAACACUUCCUCCUCCUCUUCGUCCGUUUUCAACAUCCGGACCUCUCCUGACUCCGGUCUGACUGUCCCUGUGGGAUCAAACUGCAAAUAAGGGCACCAAACUUUUUCAUUUUUAAUAAUAAUAACAAUCCGUUUUGACCCCACAUCCUCCAGCUCCACUGCCAGACCUCCUCUCAUUCCUCCUCUCGCAUCGUCACGUUUUUUUAUUUCCUUUCAACCAAGAUUUCUACAUAUUGUAUCUCCUGUUUUCUUCGAUGGAACAUUGGCACUGAGUUUGUUAAAUGUGUAGGAAUAGUCUGCCUAAUAUGCUAAACCACUGGGGCUUUUUAGAGGUAUUUUAUGAGUCAUUCCACUAUGGAUUUUAAAUGUCUGGGAAUUACAUCACAGGAAUAGUUCGACAUUUUGGGAGAAAUGUCGAACCUCUCUCGUCUGUUGGGUUAAGGCUAAGAUCCAGCCGGUUAGUUUAGCACAAAUAUAUUUGGAAUAAUAUUGAUUUAUUGAUCACAUCUUCCAACAAAUGGCAAAUUUACUUUUUUACACUUCCACUUUUGUACAGAUGUGUUAGAAAAAUAAUAACGUGUUAAUUAUCAAGCUUUUGUUUCUGUUUAAUCAAAACUACGCUAGCUCUUCCCCUCCGUUUCCAUUCAUUGUGCUAAGCUAAGCUAACCUGCUGGAAUCUAAAGCUCUGAUACGAGUUGAGACAUGAGAGUGAUUUCUAACCUCCUGAAAGCAGUAAGCAUAUUUCCCAAAAUGUCAAUCAUUGCGAACUAUUCUGGCUUGUUGUUUUCUGUAGAAGCUCAAGAUAAGACUAUUUAAUCUAGUCUCCCAGUCGACCAACCCGUCUGAUGAAUCCUAGAGUAGCUUUUGUAUAACGUCGACAUAUAUCAUGAUUUUACCAUCAGUGUCCGUGGUGUUUUAUUAUUGGGGAAUCAAAUGAAUAUCAGACUCGUCCCUCCUUCUCUUGAGCUAGUUUCCCAUUAUUACCGUUUCCGUUUUUUAAUAAUGUAUGUUUUUGUAUAUCUAAACGUUUAUUUCUUGUUGUCUCCGAGCGAAUGUAAAGUGUCUUAUUUUUUGUACAAUGUCAUUCACAAGGGUUAAAUACCUGCAGACUUUUUAAAACAACACUAAGCUUAAGCUUUCAUUUUAGGUUCCUUAUUCUCUCCUGGGUCUUCCUGUGUUUCUGUUCACAUCCUCCAUUUGUCGUCAUUUAAAUUCAAAUAAAAAUGCAAAUUUCUUUUUGACCGAUAGUCAGGAUGCCGUUUUAAAACGAGGGGAGAUGGACAGAAAAACAUCCUAAACCAAUGACUUCACUGACCUCUGCUGGAACCAGUCUGUGUAUAUCUGUAGUUUCCUUGCUGUAAUAUAUUUAGAGGCAUUUUUUUAAUCAUGGAAAAUAUAUUGGGCAAUUCUUUUGGAUUGCAUGUUUCUAAUAGUUUUCUUUUUGUAGGGGAAGUAAAGUCGGCACAAGAGUUUUUUUUGUACCAGAAGAGCAUGUUUUAAAGGGUCUCCGGAGGUGUUGCUGUGAAAUCUGAAGGCCUUUUAAAGCAGGAAAUCAUCAUGACUCUGAAGUAAGCAUGCGCUGACCUACUAAAGGCAUGUUACGCAAGCUUUGGGCAGAGAGGAGGGAUUAUAGAGAAUAAUCUAGGGCGGCGAAAUCAGAUUUAAGGAGCGUGUUUGUAAAAUAUUUUGUAAAUUAGUCUCAGCAUGGUCUUCACAGAGGAAAAACCACUCUAUUUAUCAUACCGUUUUGAUACCGGCCAUGGCCAAAAAAACAUGACUUUUCCCAGACAGAAAAACACAUAUACACAAAUAUUUAGCUUUUAGAUUAGACAGAGUAUAGAAAAACCCAAAUGUACAAAAGGUGUCAAAGGUUUGUGUUCUGUAUGUAACCCCGUAAAAAAAAAGCCUCCACAGAGAAAAAGGAGAGUAUUGAUAAUAAUGUAUCUCACGGUUAUGAAAUAACCUGUAGCAAGACCUGCAUCGCAGCGAGAGGAGCGAGAUUCAAGAGGGUGCCAAUGACUGAAGUGUUCACAGAGCUCACUAUUUACCUCAUGAUGAAUCUGGCAGGACAGUGUUAGACGCUCGUACACGCUGGUUGGUGUCUGCUCCCUUUUGUUAACUUUACUGUUAUUUCAUAUGAAUCUGAUCUUGUACAUUUGUUAUAAUAAAAUGGGUUUCAAGCC
This is a messenger RNA of Eleginops maclovinus (Patagonian blennie), 8231 nucleotides long. RefSeq names its product remodeling and spacing factor 1b, tandem duplicate 1 (gene rsf1b.1). Gene Ontology annotation, biological process: negative regulation of DNA-templated transcription. Gene Ontology annotation, cellular component: chromatin; RSF complex. Gene Ontology annotation, molecular function: histone binding. NCBI's taxonomy places the organism in Eukaryota, Metazoa, Chordata, Actinopteri, Perciformes, Eleginopidae. The record is from RefSeq and is a predicted model, not a curated record.